This is a messenger RNA of Tripterygium wilfordii, 4174 nucleotides long. Its product is annotated as PH, RCC1 and FYVE domains-containing protein 1-like. Gene Ontology annotation, molecular function: metal ion binding. The coding region runs from base 372 to 3701 and encodes 1109 amino acids. Lineage: Eukaryota; Viridiplantae; Streptophyta; Magnoliopsida; Celastrales; Celastraceae. The transcript has 9 exons. The record is from RefSeq and is a predicted model, not a curated record.
GCAAAAGAGCGCGCCAAUAUCUGACCCCAAUUCCUUUUGAGCUGCGAACUUCCCUAAACAUGAGACCCGUUGCUUACUCCCCCUCUCAUUUCGCUUCCACGCUCUGUCUCUCUCUUCUCCCUCUGAUCUGCAUUCGCUUCACGAUCCGAUUGCCUCAAAAAUCACGAUUGACACGACUAAUUCAUGUUCUGUGACGAUUGAUCUGUGAGUCCUGGAUUCUGAUUUCUUUUGGAUUACCUCGACGAGAGAGUUUGAUGAGAGGCCGAAAAAGCAGAAGAAAACACAUGCAUCUAUGAAGACUGGGCCACGGAAGUCGCCGCCGCACCACCUAAUGCUGUUGUUGUCGGUUGAGCUUCUUCUUCGGCGAUGGAAUGGCGGAUCCUGUUAGUUAUGGGCAUCCUGAGCGUGAUAUCGAGCAAGCUCUCGUUACUCUGAAAAAAGGCACACAAUUGAUCAAGUACAGCAGGAAAGGGAAACCUAAAUUCCGUGCCUUCAGAGUUUCACCGGAUGAAACAACAUUGAUCUGGAUCUCACAUGGAGACGAAAGGAAUCUAAGAUUCUCGUCAGUCUUACGAAUUAUCCCUGGACAGAGAACUGCUGUGUUCAGAAGAUACUUGCGCCCGGAAAAGGAUUAUUUGUCAUUUUCACUUAUAUAUAAUAACGGUGAAAGAUCUCUUGAUCUGAUCUGCAAGGACAAGGUUGAGGCGGAGGUGUGGUUUGGAGGCCUUAAGACAUUGAUUGGGAAAAAUCGUAAUAGACGUGCUAAUAGUGAUAUCACUGACGUACAUGGUGGAGAUUUUGUUCAAAAUGGUCGUCCUUUUGGUACAUCUCUAGAUUACUCUUCUAGUAUUACUCGUGGGAGGGUAUCUCUUGAUUUAGGUACUCGUGAUUCUCCUUUGACAUCGACAAGUUCAGAUGCAAGGUCAGAUAAUGCAAAUAUGCAACUAAGAACGAGUACUGGAGAUGGUUUUCGGAUUAGUGUGUCAAGUUCUCCUAGUUGUUCAAGUGGAGGAUCUGGUCCAGAUGACAUAGAAUCACUCGGUGAUGUUUAUGUAUGGGGAGAAGUUUGGGGUGAUGCGAUUUCCGACGGGUCUGUGAGCUCAAUCCCAACAAAAGUUGAUUUCUUGACUCCUAAACCCUUAGAAUCAAAUGUAGUUCUUGAUGUUCAUCAGAUUGCUUGCGGGGUGCGACAUGUUGCCCUUGUAACAAGGCAAGGUGAGGUUUUCUCCUGGGGAGAGGAAUCUGGGGGUAGACUUGGUCAUGGAAUUGAAAAAGACUUUAGUCAUCCUCGUCUUGUAGAGUUCUUGGCAGUUACAAAUGUGGAUUUUGUUGCAUGUGGUGAGUACCAUACAUGUGCUGUAUCUACUUCCGGAGAUCUAUUUACUUGGGGUGAUGGCACCCAUAAUGCUGGACUUCUUGGACAUGGUACUGAUGUCAGCCACUGGAUACCGAAAAGAGUUUCUGGUCCUUUAGAAGGACUUCAAGUUUUAUCUAUAGCAUGUGGUUCAUGGCACUCGGCAUUGGCAACUUCAAAUGGGAAACUGUUCACAUUUGGCGAUGGAGCAUUUGGUGUUCUGGGCCAUGGAGAUCGAGAAAGUGUUUCGUGUCCAAAAGAAGUUCAGUUGUUGAGUGGACUAAAGACUAUUAAGGUUGCAUGUGGAGUAUGGCACACAGCCGCUAUUGUGGAGGUUAUGGGCCAAUCUGGUGCAAAUAUUUCAUCUAGAAAGUUGUUCACCUGGGGUGAUGGUGACAAAUACCGUCUAGGUCAUGGAAAUAAGAACACUUAUCUGCUUCCCACCUGUGUCUCUUCUCUUAUCGAUUACAACUUCCACCAGCUAGCAUGUGGGCAUACCAUGACUGUAGCCCUCACCACCUCUGGCCAUGUGUUUACCAUGGGGAGUCCUGAAAACGGUCAGCUAGGAAAUCCAAUUUCUGAUGGAAAGAUACCUUGCCUAGUCCAAGAUAAAUUGGUAGGUGAAUUCGUUGAAGAAAUUGCUUGUGGUGCAUAUCAUGUUGCUGUCCUGACAUCAAGAAGUGAAGUACUCACUUGGGGAAGAGGUGCCAAUGGAAGAUUAGGUCAUGGGGACACGGAAGAUAGAAAAUGCCCAACAGUGGUCGAAACUCUGAAGGAUAGGCACGUUAAAAAUAUAGCAUGUGGCUCAAACUUUACUUCCAGUAUAUGCAUCCAUAAGUGGGUCUCAGGAGCAGACCAAUCAGUUUGCUCUGGCUGUCGGCAAGCAUUUGGUUUUACAAGGAAGAGGCAUAACUGCUAUAAUUGUGGUCUGGUUCAUUGCCAUGCUUGCAGCUCCAAAAAAGCAUUGAAAGCAGCAUUAGCUCCAACUCCUGGCAAACCACAUCGUGUAUGCGAUGCUUGCUAUGCAAAACUUAAAGCUGCUGAAGCCGGGAAUGCUUCAAAUAUUAACAGAAAAGUUACUGUUCCUCGUCGGUCAAUAGAUUCUAGGGAAAGAAUAGACAGAGGAGAGGUAAGAUCUUCGAGGAUUUUGCUCUCUCCCACUACAGAGCCAAUCAAAUACCUUGAAGUCAAGUCUGGAAAACAAGGAGCCCAAUCUGAUUCUCCUUCUAUAAUAAGGGCUUCUCAAGUUCCUUCACUUCUACAGCUGAAAGAUAUUGCAUUUCCAAGUUCACUUAGUGCUCUUCAAAAUGCAUGGAAGCCAGCUAUGAAUCCAGCACCUCAGCUUGCUAUGAAUUCAGCACCUCAGACUGUUCUCCUCCCAAUACCUCAGCCCACUAGCAACUCAAGACCUUCUUCCCCAUAUUCAAGGAGACCAAGCCCCCCACGCUCAGCCACUCCUGGAUUUUCCCGAGGUGUUAUUGAUACACUCAAAAAGUCAAAUGACGUUUUGCACCAAGAAGUAGCUAAAUUGCACAAUCAAAUUAGAAAUUUGAAACAGAAGGGUGAUGUUCAAGACAUGGAGAUUCAGAAACUACAGAAGAAUGCCCAAGGUGCUGCUUCAUUGGCUGAAGCUGAAUCUUCCAGGUGUAGAGCAGCAAAGGACAUUGUAAAGUCCAUCGCAGAACAGUUGAAGGAAAUGACAGAAAAGCUGCCUUCCGAGUUCCAAGAGAGUGAAACCUUUAGAACCAUGAGUGCUCAGGCUGAAGCUUUUCUAGACACAUAUGAGACAUCUGAAGAUUUAUCUUCCUUGCAAGCAGGCUCCAAGCCUGAUCAACAAAAUGCAAUUGAUGAAAAUCCAAUAGUACAUGAGUCUUCUAAUAAGAUGGAAGACCACGUCGACUCUACAGGAGCUACUGAUAUGUCUUAUAGUGGCGGAAAUGUUCCUACUGAUAGUAUACCAUCUGUUUCUACUACAAAUGGAGCUGCAUCUCAUCAAAGCUCAGAGGAAGACUCCAAAUCAACCGACACUUCAACAAGAAGGAGCGAAGGAGAAAAAGAAAUUAUUGAACAAUUUGAACCAGGAGUUUAUGUAACUUUUGUUCAACGUCGAAAUGGUGGCAGAAGCUUCAAGAGAGUUAGAUUCAGUAAACGGAGAUUUGCUGAGCAACAAGCAGAGGCAUGGUGGAACAGAAACAAAGAAAGGGUGCUUAAGAGGUACAACACACAAAUACCAAACAAUGAUCCUAUUAGAUCAUCAUCUAUUCCUGCAACUUCCGAGGAACACGAGGAAGGACAUCCUUCUCAGGAAAUUCAGUCUUCUAAAGAAGAAUCUUCUUCUGAAGCUUAGUAUAUAUCCUCUUGCAAUGUAAUGCAAAAGUGCGUAGCAGGAUCAAGGAGAGCCAUUCUCCUACUGCAAAUCUGCAGACUAGUUAGCAGUGAAUGUCUUCAGAACGGAUCAUAAAAAAGGAUCCUUUCUUAGAAAAUUGGUAGGGCAAGAAUUUAAUUCAUUAUGACUUGAUGUUGGGAGAGCAAAAUGUCCACAUAAAUCCCAAUUGGAUCGAGGACGCCUACGAAGGUCUUAGACUUAGCUGCAGUAGAAACAAUGACCUGUAGCUCUGUUUACUCAUGUAAUUCUUUCAUUCUUUGUGUGUUGUACUGUUUUUCAACUUCUAAACAUUCGUAGGUGUACAGUUGAUGAACAUGGUUAGGAUAUGCCAAUAUUGAGUAUUUGCCUCGUAUUGAUGAUCAAUAUCCAAUAUUUUGUAAUGUGAAUUAUUGGUUCUUGCUCACCGAGAGCAAUUGCAAUGGUAGAUAAUUGUU